AUCUUUAUUUAUCUUUGUUUUUUUUUUCCCAAUCCAUUUCUAGUUGUUUGGAAUCCGGCGAUGCGGAACGGAACGAGCGGGGAGAGCGAGCCCUCUGUGAGGGAGCUGUUCGACCAUCCCACGACCGUGUUUCUCGCGUUUGUCGGGGUUGACUGCGCGGCGUGGCUGCUGCUGCUGUGCGUGUUUGGCUGGAGCAUUCUUCGUCACUGCCGGGCAGUCGCCCCCGCCAACGCCGCGUACAAGACAGCCAUCUACUUUGUCAUCUGCACACCCAUGAUCAUGGCAACGCUUUCGCUCGCUUGCUUGUUCUUCCCAGAGGCAAUGGUCGUCUCAUCCAUGGUCCAGUCAACAUACGAAGCGGUCGCGUUGUGGAAGUUCUAUGUGGCAUUACGAUGCUUGCUUGGAGACGUGCCACACAUGCACAAGGUGCUCGGGGCGCUUCCACCAAAGAAUUACUACUCGGUGCUCAUUUUCAAGUUGUGUUGCUGGCAUCACGGCAAAUUUGUGAUGGACGAAUCCCACUUCCGAACCUUGCGCUUGUGCGUCCUCCAAAUUUGCAUUGUGCGACCCGUUGUCUUGCUUGGGUCGGUCAUUCUGUGGUCGUUUGGCUUGUACACGUACGGGAACUACUCCAUGUCGAACGGAUACCUCUACAUCACAAUCAUCAACGCCACGUCCUUGCUUGUGACAAUGUGGGCGCUGCUGGUCAUCUUUUUCGCGACGCGUACCAUCCUCGCCGACUUUAGGAUUGGCCUCAAGUUUACGGCCAUCAAGCUCGUCUUCUUGCUCGCCAUCGUGCAAAGCUUUGUCCUGUCCCUCUACAACAACGUGUUUGGGUUGAAGGGCAACAUUUUCACGACGCACGACCAGGUCGAAUCGUGGCUCAAUUGGCUACUGGUCAUUGAAAUGUUCCUGCUGUCGCUCUUGUUUGCCAAGGCCUUCCCGGCCAGUGAAUACGAGCAUGUGCCAGAGCCAGGCUCGCUCUCAUUAUCCGCUCAAGACAGUGUGAACGGCUUCACCCGAGGUUCAGAACGGACACCUCUCAUUGUUCGCGCACCUAAAGGCUUUGUCUAAGCCAGGACUGUGCUUGUGUUCGCAUUCUUGCUCGAAUGAUCAAGAGUGUCCACGACAAACAGAAAGUGUGCAGCAAGCGUUUUUAUCCCCCCCCCUUCAUUGUGAGAUGCAGUUUUUUUUCGUUUUUUCAUUUGCUAGUUGUUGUUGUUAAUACAGAA
Capsaspora owczarzaki ATCC 30864 is the source of this 1232-nucleotide messenger RNA. RefSeq lists its product as hypothetical. Gene Ontology annotation, biological process: transport. The record is from RefSeq and is a predicted model, not a curated record. Gene Ontology annotation, molecular function: transporter activity. The transcript is spliced from 4 exons. Lineage: Eukaryota; Filasterea; Ministeriida; Capsasporidae. The coding region runs from base 61 to 1074 and encodes 337 amino acids.